Molecule: messenger RNA, 765 nt
Organism: Hibiscus syriacus
Lineage: Eukaryota; Viridiplantae; Streptophyta; Magnoliopsida; Malvales; Malvaceae
Product: peptidyl-prolyl cis-trans isomerase FKBP20-1-like
Exons: 6
Coding region: 178-744 (188 amino acids)
Biological process (GO): protein peptidyl-prolyl isomerization
Cellular component (GO): cytoplasm
Molecular function (GO): peptidyl-prolyl cis-trans isomerase activity
Source: RefSeq, a predicted model, not a curated record
UUUAACUCUUCAACGAACCCUAAAAAAACCACCCACUUUGACAGCUUUAUGGCCACCAGAAUCGACGGCGAUUCCUCCAGAAAAUCAGCCUCCGAUCCGACCUGUAUAACCGAUCUCUCGAUAUCUAUUCGGAUCCUCAGUCCUUGCUCCAGUCCGGGUUUUUGAAGUCUAUACACAAUGGAUGAUGUUACUGAUUUGACCGGUGACGGAGGUGUUGUUAAGAAGAUCAUAACACGGGCCAAAGCUGAUGCUCUCAUCCCGUCUCAGGAUCUUCCGUUGGUUGAUGUUCAUUAUGAAGGCACUCUUGCUGAAACUGGUGAAGUUUUCGAUACUACACAUGAAGAUAAUUCCAUCUUCUCCUUUGAGCUCGGAAAGGGCACGGUUAUUCAGGCUUGGGACAUUGCUAUAAAAACUAUGAAGGUUGGUGAAGUUGCGAAAAUAACUUGCAAGCCGGAGUAUGCCUAUGGUGCUGCUGGAUCUCCCCCCGAUAUCCCACCUAAUGCAACCCUUAUAUUCGAGGUGGAGUUACUGUCCUGCAGGCCACGGAAAGGUUCCAGUCUUGGUAGUGCUUCAGAGGAGAGAGCUAGGCUAGAGGAGCUGAAGAAGCAUAGGGAACUCGCCGCUGCAGUGAAGGAGGAAGACAAGAAGAAGAGAGAAGAAGCAAAAGCCGCGGCCGCUGCUCGUAUUCAAGCCAAGUUGGACGCCAAGAAAGGUCAAGGAAAGGGUAAGGGCAAAGGCAAAUAGUUAAAGAAGGAUUUUACAUAU